Molecule: messenger RNA, 2112 nt
Organism: Lodderomyces pseudojiufengensis
Lineage: Eukaryota; Fungi; Ascomycota; Pichiomycetes; Serinales; Debaryomycetaceae
Gene: CPP1
Product: tyrosine/serine/threonine protein phosphatase
Exons: 1
Coding region: 1-2112 (703 amino acids)
Biological process (GO): negative regulation of MAPK cascade; protein dephosphorylation
Cellular component (GO): cytosol; nucleus; cytoplasm
Molecular function (GO): MAP kinase tyrosine/serine/threonine phosphatase activity; protein tyrosine/threonine phosphatase activity
Source: RefSeq, a predicted model, not a curated record
AUGUCAAACACUUUAUAUUGUACUACUACAACAAAUACAAGUAAAAAUAAUUCAAAAAUAAAUACUACUUCUCCUAAUAAUUAUAAAAUUCAUAAAAGUAGAAAGAUUCACUCACCAAUUAAAUCAAAUAAAUAUGAAAAUAUGACUUCAAAUUCUUUAAAUACAUCAGAAAAAGAUGAUAUACUAUAUAAUUCAAAUAAUCAAUUACAUUUAAAUCAUAAAAGACAAUUUAGUUUUGAAAAUUCAUCAACAAAUGAAUCAAAUUUAAGAUCACCUUCAAAUUCACCUUCGAGAUUAUUAUUAUAUCAAAAAAGUAAAAAUAAUAAUAAGCUAGUAACCCCAAAGACUAAUCAUAAUUUAUCUUUAAAUGAUGAUCAGAUUCAUAUUGACGAAGAAGAAGAUGAUGAUAGUUCUAAUAUACCAAAAUCAACACAUGGAAAUAGAUUUGAUGAAAUUAUGAAUGAUCAAAUAAACUCAUCAAUAACACAACAUCAUGAAGAUUCAUUACUUUCAACUUCAUCAUAUUCAUUACAAAAACCACCAACUACUAAUAUGUUAUCAUCAUCACAUGGUUAUCAAUCUUCAAUUUCAUCAAUAUCAUCAAAUGGUUCAAUUAACUCAUCACCUGGUUUAAUUAAUUAUUCACCAAAACAUUCAAGAAUAAUAAAUUCUUUAAAUUCAAAUAGAAAUAUGAAAAAUUUAUCUUUAAAUUUAAAUGAUUCAAAUGGUUCUUCUUCGUCUUCAUCAUCAAAGCAUCAACAACAACCUCAACAACCGCAACAACUGUCUCAUAAAUCUAAUCUAGCAUCAAAGAGAAAUAAAUUAUCAAUGUCUUCUUCUCUAGAUUCUCCAACUAGAUCACAAUCAAUUAAUUUUAUACAACCACCACAACAUUUAACAUCAAAUUCAUUUUUCAAUGAUGAAUCUUUAAAUACACCAUCAGUAACUCAUACUCCUAAUCAGCCUCCUACUUUAAAUCAACAACAAACAUUAAACUCACAAAAUUCAUCAUUAAAACAGCCACAACAAACAUCAUCAAAUACGAAUUAUAAAUUCCCACCAAUGAAUCAGCGAAAUCAAAUCAACAAUCAAUCAGAAUAUGAUUCAAUUUCAUCAAUUAGUGAUAUAAAAGAUAUAGAUAAUAAUGAUACCAAGAUACAACAAAAUGAAAGAAUAAUACCACCAGCACCUCCACCAUUUGCAAUAACUUCAAAAUUACUGCCUUUAUCUACCCCACCAAGAUUACAAAGUCCAAUAAUAUCAAAUCAUCAAAUAUUAUCUAAUUCAUCAUCACCAACAACAAAAUUACUGAGAAACAUUAAAAAAAUGUCAAUUGAAUCACCAUUAGAAACAAGUUUUAAUAAAGAAGAAAUAAAUAAAAGAAGAAAUUCAAAUAAUGAUACCCAAACUAAUAACAAUAAUCAUAAUGAAUCUAAUUUAUCACAAAAUAUUAUAUAUCAAUCAAAUAAAUUUAAUAAUAAUAUCCCAGAAGAAUUACAAGAAUCAACAUUAAUUAACGCUUACCCAAAUGGUCCAAGAAAUGUAUUGAAUAAUUUAAUUUUUUUAUAUUCUGAUCCUAAAAAUAAAAUUGAUAUAAAUGAAUAUAAUUUAAUUAUAAAUGUUGCAAAAGAAUGUACAAAUUUAUCACACUUACUCAAGAAUCAACAACCAAACAAGAAAGAAUAUAUUCAAUUAAAUUGGUCACAUAAUUCUCCGAUUUCAAAGGACUUGGAUUUUUUAAUUUCAAAAAUUAGCCAGUUUUACAACCAAGGUUUAAAAAUUUUAAUUCAUUGUCAAUGUGGAGUUUCAAGAUCUGCUUGUGUAAUAGUUGCAUUUUUUAUGAAAAAAUUUAAAAUUGGAGUAAAUGAAGCUUAUGAAAUGUUAAAAAAUGGAACAUCCACCACUGACGAAGUUCGUGGUGAUAAUAAUAACAAAAAGAAUAAUAAUAAUAAUAAUGAAGAUAUGGUGGUGGUUGAUAAAUGUGAUAGAAUUUGUCCUAAUAUGUCACUUAUUUUUGAAUUAAUGGAAUUUGGUGAUAAAUUAAAUAAUAAUUUUGAAUUUACAACUAAUCAAAUUUUAAAUAAUUCUCCUCCUACUUCAAUUGGAAUUUAA